CAUGGAAAACGUUGGAGAACAAGUUGUGUGCCUGAUUGCUUAUCAUCUACUUUUUGCAAUGUUCGUCUGGUCAUAUUGGAAAACUAUCUUUACAUUACCAAUGAAUCCUUCAAAAGAAUUCCAUCUCUCUUAUGCGGAGAAAGAAUUGUUGGAGAGAGAGCCAAGAGGAGAAGCCCAUCAGGAAGUUCUUCGGCGAGCUGCCAAAGAUCUCCCCAUCUAUACCAGGACCAUGUCUGGAGCAAUCCGAUAUUGUGAUAGAUGCCAACUCAUAAAACCAGACCGCUGCCAUCACUGUUCUGUCUGUGACAAAUGUAUUUUGAAGAUGGAUCAUCAUUGCCCUUGGGUGAACAAUUGUGUUGGAUUUUCAAAUUAUAAAUUUUUCCUCCUUUUCUUGGCUUAUUCUCUGCUGUACUGCCUUUUUAUUGCUGCUACAGAUUUACAGUAUUUUAUCAAAUUUUGGACAAAUGGCCUACCCGAUACUCAAGCCAAGUUCCAUAUUAUGUUUUUAUUCUUUGCCGCAGCUAUGUUUUCUGUCAGCUUGUCUUCUCUGUUUGGCUAUCAUUGUUGGCUAGUCAGCAAAAAUAAAUCUACAUUAGAGGCGUUUAGAAGUCCUGUAUUUCGACACGGAACAGAUAAGAAUGGAUUCAGCUUGGGUUUCAGUAAAAACAUGCGACAAGUUUUUGGUGAUGAGAAGAAGUACUGGUUGCUACCCGUUUUUUCAAGUCUAGGUGAUGGCUGCUCCUUUCCAACUUGCCUUGUUAAUCAGGAUCCUGAACAACCAUCUACUCCUGCAGGAAUGAACUCAACAUUGAAAACUCCUGAAAACCAUCAGUUCCCUGCAAAGCCCUUGAGAGAGUCCCAGAGUCACCUUCUCACGGAUUCCCAGUCUUGGACUGAGAACAGUGCAAACCCAGGAAAAGGCAAAGCUGGUAUGAGCAAUCCUGCAUUAACCAUGGAGAAUGAGACUUAA
This is a messenger RNA of Puma concolor (puma), 970 nucleotides long. Lineage: Eukaryota; Metazoa; Chordata; Mammalia; Carnivora; Felidae. The record is from RefSeq and is a predicted model, not a curated record.